GUUCCGGUGUAGCCGGGCGCUGCCGAGAUCUAGGCAACUGGCCUGAGACUCCUGUGUAGUGUUUGGGGGGCCGCAUGACGUCAGUGGCCGACCCGUGACGUGACGCGGGUGGGUCAACUCAAUGACGUCUAAAGAGACUGUAUAGGCUGUGAGCAGUUAGGCCGUCUCGCCAUGGAUGGGAAGGAUCCAUCUGAGGUGAGACUUCCGACUCCAGGGGCCGAGAGUGACAGCCACCCGGAGCUGGGGGAGCGCGGAGACAACACCCCUGACGCCAAGAGACAGAACGAGAGUGCCGGUGACGUAAAAAGAGAGGAAGGGGAGCCGGAGGAAGAAUUAGAUCCCAGAAUACAGGAGGAGUUGGAACGCCUGAACCAGGCAAGCGAGGAGAUCAACCAGCUGGAGCUACAGUUGGAUGAUGCCCGCACGGCAUACAGGCGGAUACUCACUGAGUCUGCGAGGCGACUCAACGCUCUAGCCACUCAGCUUGGAGCGUGCAUAGAAAAGGCCAGGCCGUACUAUGAAGCUAGGCGACUGGCCAAGGAGGCUCAGCAGGACACGCACAGCGCAGCCCUGCGGUACGAGAGGGCAGUCAGUAUGCAUUCUGCCGCCCGGGAGAUGGUGUUUGUAGCCGAACAGGGAGUCACCGCAGAUAAAAACAGACUGGAUCCAACGUGGCAAGAAAUGCUGAACCAUGCAACAUGCAAAGUGAAUGAAGCGGAAGAGGAGCGGCUGCGCAGCGAGUUUGAGCAUCAGCGAGUGACCCGUCAGUGUCACGAGGCCGAAGCUCGAGUGCAGACUUUACAGAAGAGCCUGAGACGCGUCAUCAUCAAAAGUCGCCCCUACUUCGAGCUGAAGGUCCAGUUCAACACGGUGCUAGAGGAGCACAAAGCUCGUGUCACUUCUCUGGAGGCUUCUGUGGCCCAAGCAAAGCUCCGAUACUCCGGAACGCUACGUAAUUUAGAGUUGAUCAGCGAGGAGAUCCAUGCUCGCCGCACUCAAGGACCUCUCAUGACCCUUCGCGCUCCUCCGCUUGGAGCUGAAGCCCCUUACUCCAUGCAAGAUGGAGAAGGGGGUCCGUCGGCCGAUACAAUAUCUCUUCUCAGCCUGCAGACCAUUGCAUCUGAUCUUCAGAAGAGCGAUUCCGUAGAACACUUGAGGGGCUUGGGGGACGUAACUAGUCUCGACGGGAGGGUAGAAGAUGAAGAGAAUGAUGGGGCAGGUAGGGAGAGAGCAGGUGAGAGAGGGGGAGGUGGGGCAUUUAGACAUCACAGGAGUGUUAGUCUGUGAGAGAAUAAAUUAGGUACAGAGACGUAUCAGUCUAUGAAAGGACUUUGUUAGAUUUUAGAGCGAUCAGGGAUAACCAGGGCUUGCUAGAGACAUCAGAGGAUAGGUGAGGUUGUCCAAUUGCCCUGGGUGAGAGCAGAAUUAACUUCAUGACAAUUUAGCUAAAGGCUUGGGGUUUUGGGGUAGAUAAGAAAGGGAGACGUCUUAUUACUUAAACAGCAGCCGCUGUGCUCCUGACUAUGUAAUAAGAAAGCUGCUGCCAUAAACUUCUAGGAGCUUCUGGAUGGGGCUAUAUAAUAAACCCCAUCUUGACUGGCAUAGGAUGGUCGGGGGCAUGCGCUAAUUGCUUACGGUCUAGGAGAGAGUUCUCAAUUUAUAAACCUCGCAAAUGCUCGAUUUCCUCGCAAAAACAGGCGGCCGUCCAGAGAGGACCCCUCUGUGCGGAGUAAUCGUCACGGGCCCCAAAUGUCAUGCCAAGGAAACCUGUCAGUAUUGGAGAGCCCCAAAGAGACCCUACUUUCUAGAUUAUCUUAACCAUGUUUUGUAGCCGAAGAUGACGACAUUGGCCCAAGUACACGCAGAAGGAGAAGACAAGGAGAUGUUCCGGUCCUGGCGACAGGGUAGGGACAGACCGGAGAUGUCUCGCUGCUAUGAGAACGUUGUCUGUUUGAUGCAGCGCUACAAACUGUCUCUUUAAACGUACCUCGGCGUGUCCUUGUCUGAAAAUUAGCGUAUGUGUAUAUAGAUGCGGGCGCUGGCUAAUGUAUAUAUUACUGUAUAGCACAGGCUGUGUAAAUAUACCCAAUAAAACAUAUAGUUCAAGGCAAAA
Spea bombifrons (plains spadefoot toad) is the source of this 2113-nucleotide messenger RNA. It is a transcript of the gene SH3BP5L, whose product is annotated as SH3 binding domain protein 5 like. Gene Ontology annotation, biological process: intracellular signal transduction; negative regulation of protein tyrosine kinase activity. Gene Ontology annotation, cellular component: cytoplasm. The transcript has 7 exons. The record is from RefSeq and is a predicted model, not a curated record. NCBI's taxonomy places the organism in Eukaryota, Metazoa, Chordata, Amphibia, Anura, Pelobatidae. The coding region runs from base 172 to 1287 and encodes 371 amino acids. Gene Ontology annotation, molecular function: protein kinase inhibitor activity.